GCGCAGGCGCAGGAGGGCGGUACCACGGCGGCUGCGACAUGGGGGGGCGCGGAGGAGACGCCGGAAGUAGCGGUGGUACGGGUCCGACCGAGGGGUACUCACCGCCGGCAGCGUCCACCCGGGCGGCGGCAAGAGUCAAGGCCCGAGGGGGUGGGCGUGGCGGCCGCCGGAACACGACCCCGUCGGCUCCCUCGCGCAGUGCGGCGCCGCGGCGCUCCCUUCCACCGGCUGCCAUGAGCGAGCGCCUGCGCCCCAGGAAAAGGAGAAGGAAUGGCAAUGAAGAGGAGAACCAUCUUCCCCCCCAGACCAAAAGAAGUAGCAGAAACCCUGUCUUUCAGGAUUCCUGGGACACAGAGACAGUGCCUGUAACGAAAAACAGUAAAGAGAACAGACUAAGAGGAAACAAAGCGUUCUGCGCGGUGGGUUUCUCCUCCAGUGCAGUGACCUCCUUGUUAAACACUGACUGCCGGUGCAUGUGCCGCUCUGGGUUGUCGUACCAGUCCUCGAGCAGUGACAGCGGCGGCAGCAGCAGCAGCAGCAGCAUCCACAGCCCAGACAGGGCCAGCGGGGCUGAGAGCAGCUUGAGCCAGAGCAUGGCGGGGUCCAGCCCCAACACCCCUCAGCCCGUGCCCGAGCAGUCUGCACUGUGCCACGGCCCUUACUUCCACAUCAACCAGACCCUGAAGGAGGCGCACUUCCACAGCCUGCAGCACCGAGGGCGGCCUCCGACAUGACGCGCCGGCUUCCUGCCUUCUGUGAAGGGACAGUGCUGUGCAGAUUUUUCAGCUUACGAUUUGUUUAAAAAAAAAUUGCACACACACACAAAAUGCCUGUUGGCUUUUCCGUCUAUAUUUGAAAUAACAGGUUAACAGGCAGUUGUUUACUUGUGGUUUUGCUGCACUAUUGCAAUUUCAAAGGGGCUUUGAAGCAAUUUUUUAUAAGAUUCUUUUGAGGGAGGAAUCAGGUCCGUUUCCAGGUAGUGGUAUAAGGAAGUCUCAUCUGCGUGUUGUAUCCAUAGUAUGUCCAGUUCAGACUGAUCGCCAGACCUGUCAAGUAGAAUUCUACUUUAUGUAAAAGGGCCUUUUAAAAAUGCGGGAUCUUCAAUUUUUUAACUCAAUAAACUAGUAAAGAGUAUCUAGUUUCCAUGAGAAAACAUACCUUUUUUCCAAAAUGUAGAGAGCUUGAUUCAGUCUUGCACUGAAGUUAACUGCCAUACUACCUCUUAGUGUGUAGACGUGCUAUUGCAAGGACUCUGCUUCCCAAGAGGACGCCCAGGCUGACUGUGUGAGCGCCCUCCCCGGGAACGGCCUCCCGGCCUCCCGCUGCCUGUUACGCGUCGACUUCCAGGGAGAAUCUCCUUCAGACUCUGGGGCACCCAGAUCUCUCCUGUGUCAGUGCCCCCAUCUGCACCGCAGACUGGGAGAAAACACGGCACAGCUCCAGUCGAGCGAUGCGUGAUGACGUGCGUGUCACGCACUUGCUCUGUCAGCAGCCUGUAUGGUCUGGCACUGGUGCACGCUGAUAAGCAGCAGACGCUAUCUGCACUGAUGCAGACUUGACAAGUACAGUGAGCUCCUGCACAGGGAUUCACUCUGUGCUUAAAGCGACCCGGGCAGGAGCUAGGGGCUACACUCCCUCCUCGAAACUGGAACGGCUGGUGUGGCCACGGACAAACGAGCGGGGGCCUCUUUAGAAGUGAUGCAGUAGUAUUUAUUUAGAGGCGGAUAUGUUCCCAGGCUACUUAGUCAUACUGGACAGCCAGCCAAGCUUGAAUAACGACGGCGCAGACGUGUCGUCUUCCUCGCUCACGAGCUGUCUGAACAGGGAGCCGGCGUGCGUCAUCGGGUCCUCCGCUCGGGAGAGCGCUGGGGGGUCAGCCUGCCGUGGGAUGCAGAGGAAAGUGCCUUAACGUCCACCCGAGCCUCCGCCUCACCCGCCCCUGCACUCGGAGUCCUCCCGAGCCUCCCGCCUCACCCGCCCCUGCACCCGGAGUCCACACAGCGCACACGGGGGAGCUGAGAAGCAGGGGGAGCUCGGUCCAGACUGCUGUGUGUCGAGAUGUGAGGACUUAGCGAACAGCACGACUGUCGCCGGCAAAGGGCAAACAGGCGGCCCCUCCGCGCCGCCGCCUCGCGCACGGAUAAAACGUAAGGCUGGCCGCGUGAGGUGGGGCGCGGCGUGGAGGGCAGUCGGCAAGGCCUGUGCUUACCCGGUGAGUGGUUCUAGCAAGCAUUUUCUUUUCCACUGCCAUCUCUCAAAUUUUAAAACCAGAUGUUUGAUGAGAAUUCUUGAGGGUCUAUGGCAGGGAACAUGGCAGGGACACACUGCUAAUGUUUUGUCUAACAGUACAGCCAACACAACUACACGCUGUAGGGAGACAAGCCGUUUGCGCUCUCAAAGACACACAAACACAACACCGUUCAGAAAUACCAAGGAGGACUCCUGCAGGCUUAAUGGAUGGCAUCCUACUGGAACAAAACGUGUGUGAACAAGAAAACGUAAAACUUCAGGCAGCAACCUUGUUUCCCACCAAGUACAAGUCAGGAGGGUCCUACUCCGACCACCAGAACCAAGUUUUCCAAGUCAACAGGCACGCUGCUGUGCGGGCAGCUGCGUCUCCACCCUGCCCUGCGUAUUUUCUAGGUAACCUUUCUAUUGGGAGGCCACAUGGGCAUCUUUUAAAACUUCUGUUAGCUCAAGCUAGUAAAACCUUGUACUUCUCUGUUGCGUCGCCAUUAAAAGCAUCAUUAGUGUA
Oryctolagus cuniculus (rabbit) is the source of this 2755-nucleotide messenger RNA. It is a transcript of the gene VCF1, whose product is annotated as VCP nuclear cofactor family member 1. The record is from RefSeq and is a predicted model, not a curated record. NCBI's taxonomy places the organism in Eukaryota, Metazoa, Chordata, Mammalia, Lagomorpha, Leporidae.